UCUAGAAAUGAUUAGAUCAUUUGUUGUCAUCAUUCCCCUUCUAUCUCUUUCCGUCCUUACCUUCAAGUAUAACGAUAUACCGGAGCAAUACAGAGAGCUCCUUCCUCCCGAAGCGAAAGAAUUCUUGAGUGGUCUCACUGACGAGGAUAAAGCUGCUUUGAAAGAAGUAUUCAAAAGUUCUAAGGAAUAUGCGAAUGACGAAGAGUUUGUUGCUGAAGUUACGAAGAAAUCUGCGGAUCUUGGAGCUAAAGUUAAGAAGUUGACUGAUCUGAUGAAGAAAAAGGUCGAUGCACUCAAACCCGAAGCGCAAGCCUUUGCCAAAGAUCUAAUAGAACGUGCACGCAAGAUACGUAAUAGAUACUUUGCUGACGACCAACCCAAGAAAUCUAUUUUGAAAGAGGCGGGUCUCGAAACUAUCAAAAAAUACAAGGAGUUGUCUGACGAAGCUAAGGAGGAUUUCAAAAAGGAAUUCCCUGCGCUUACGGCAGUUUUAACAAGCGACAAAACUCUCAAACGUCUAGAGACCCUCAACUAAAACUGCGGAAAAAAAUUCCAACAUCUGCUAUCCAAGAAAGGAGUUGACGAUGCGAUGCCUCGUGAUUUCUGACUAAACUUCCUAGAACAAGUCCUUUGACAUGAUAAAUUGAUUUUCCAAGAUUGCUGAGUCAUUGCAAAUUAUCUAAACUUGUAAAAGGAUUGUGGUUUUUGGCAUUUUGUGGUCUAGACGUUGGUAACCCAUGUGUUGCACUUGUUGUUAGCUUAUUUUUUGGAGAACAUUGCAUUACUUGUAUGACACACAAAUAACAAAAACUCGAGGCUUCAACAUCUUCUUUUCAUAUCUUCACUCGAACAUAAAAAAAUUUCAUAAAAACUAUAAAAAUAGUUUCUGAAAGCUCAGCUAAGAACUGCUAUUGUCUAAACAAUCUAUUCCGUUCAUUUGCCACUUAUCCUUUACUACUGGCUGUCAACGGCCUGUCCAUCGGAUUGCAAAC
Molecule: messenger RNA, 992 nt
Organism: Cylicocyclus nassatus
Lineage: Eukaryota; Metazoa; Nematoda; Chromadorea; Rhabditida; Strongylidae
Source: the annotation of a GenBank genome assembly